This is a messenger RNA of Schistocerca cancellata (South American locust), 426 nucleotides long. RefSeq lists its product as uncharacterized. NCBI's taxonomy places the organism in Eukaryota, Metazoa, Arthropoda, Insecta, Orthoptera, Acrididae. The transcript has a single exon. The record is from RefSeq and is a predicted model, not a curated record. Bases 1 to 426 code for a protein of 141 amino acids.
AUGGCAAAAACGCGAAUAUGUCAAAAACGCCAAUAUGUGAGAAACGCAAAUAAGGGAAAAACGCAAAUAUGUGAAAAACGCAAAUAUGGGGAAAACGCAAAUAUGGGCAAAACGCAAAUAUGGGGAAAUCGCAAAUAUGAAAAACGCAAAUAUGGGAAAAACGCAAAUAUGGGAAAAACGCAAAUAUGGAAAAAUGCAAAUAUGGGGAAAACACUAUUAUGGGGAAAACGCAAAUAUGGGGAAAACGCAAAUAUGAGGAAAAAGCAAAUAUGGGGAAAACGCAAAUAUGAAGAAAACGCAAAUAUGGGGAAAAGGCAAAUAUGGCAAAAACGCAAAUAUGGCAAAAACGCAAAUAUGGAGAAUACGCAAAUAUGGAAAAAACGCAAACAUGGCAAAAACGCAAAUAUGGCAAUAAUGCAAAUAUAG